Molecule: messenger RNA, 1421 nt
Organism: Anoplopoma fimbria (sablefish)
Lineage: Eukaryota; Metazoa; Chordata; Actinopteri; Perciformes; Anoplopomatidae
Gene: cd9b
Product: CD9 molecule b
Exons: 8
Coding region: 195-869 (224 amino acids)
Cellular component (GO): membrane
Source: RefSeq, a predicted model, not a curated record
CCUCACUUCCUAAGUAUACCCAGGUGAGCCAUGCAAGGGUGUGGUUCACAAAAAAAAAAAAAAAAAUCUUCUCACUGUCACUUUGUCUUGCCACAAAGAAGCUGGUUUAACUCUUUGAACAGAGGACACUAUCAUUUGGAUUUUCUUCUUAAAAACAUCUAUAUCUUGACGUGGUCAUUGGAGCCGUUGGAGCCAUGGGAGCACUGCAGUGUAUCAAAUACUUGGUGUUUGUGUUCAACUUUCUCUUCUGGCUAGCAGGUACCGGGGUGCUGGCUGUGGGCCUAUGGCUGCGUUUUGACUCCAGGACAGCAGGACUGUUUGAAGGAGAGGACGCGCCUACAGUCUUCUUCACCGGUGUCUACAUCCUGAUUGCGGCCGGAGCUCUGAUGAUGGUCGUGGGCUUCCUGGGAUGCUGCGGCGCCAUCAAAGAGUCGCCGUGCAUGCUGGGAUUGUUCUUCCUCUUCCUGCUCAUCAUCUUCGCUGUGGAAGUGGCUGCUGGGAUCUGGGGUCUCUCCAACACGCACACGGUGGUGGAAGAAGUCACAGAGUUCUACAAGCAGACUUACGACAACUACAAAAGCACCAGACAGGACGCGCUGAAGGAGUCGCUGCGUCUCAUCCACUUUGGACUUGACUGCUGCGGUCCAACGGGGACGGUGAUUGAUGCCGCCAAAGAUAUCUGUCCCAAAAAGGAGGGUCUGGAGGUCCUCAUCACCACGAGCUGUCCAGCUGCCAUUGACGAGGUGUUCAACAACAAGCUGCACAUCAUCGGCGGAGUCGGCAUCGGUAUCGGAAUCAUCAUGAUCUUCGGCAUGAUCUUCAGCAUGAUGCUCUGCUGUGCCAUUAAGAGGUCCAGGGACUUCGUCUGAAGAAAAACACACUUUUCACAUCCUCACCUCUUAAAGUUUAUAUCAGAUUAAUCGUCAUUUAACAGAAGUCUCGUAGUUUACUGCUCGGUCCGUACAGGAUGAACACAAUCUGUGAGAGUAUGGAUCCUCUAAUUGUUUGAGUCUUUUCCACUCACGAGUACAAAUGUAAUCUUACCUACAAAGUAAACUGAACUGUUUUCUCCAAUGUGAUGAAUUUACAUCCUGCUCUCUGCUGCCCUCUGUAGGAAACUGAAGAAUACAAACGUUAACUCUUCACUGUUUGGAUAAUCAGUUCAGUUUUAUGUAAAAUGUGUUAAAACGUUAGCCUGUGGUUGGUUUGUAAUCUAACAGGCUUUUUGUAGCUAACUUAAUUUUUAGUACUUUACUUUCUUAUUUUGUUUAUUUUUGCUCGUUCAUGAAGUUACAUGUUUUGAUUUUUUUUUUUUUUUUUUUUUUUUAAAGUUGACCUGUGGAGUUUUAUGCAAAUAUUUUGAUGAAUGCAGUUAAAAUAUAUAUCUUUAAAAUGCCAAAUAAAUUAACUAAUGAACUCUG